Messenger RNA from Rhododendron vialii, 1101 nucleotides. Its product is annotated as protein REVERSION-TO-ETHYLENE SENSITIVITY1. Gene Ontology annotation, cellular component: Golgi apparatus; endoplasmic reticulum. The record is from RefSeq and is a predicted model, not a curated record. Gene Ontology annotation, biological process: regulation of ethylene-activated signaling pathway; response to ethylene. The transcript has 3 exons. NCBI's taxonomy places the organism in Eukaryota, Viridiplantae, Streptophyta, Magnoliopsida, Ericales, Ericaceae. Bases 359 to 1066 code for a protein of 235 amino acids.
CAAGCACAAAUCGUAGGCACUGGGCCCCCACCUACCGUGGGCCGGCGGAAGUAGACAUUUGUGGAAGGUUCAUGCACCCACCCACCGUGGGCCGGCGGAAGUAGACACUGGUGGAAGGUUCAUGCACGUUCCCAUCUCUCUGUCUCCUAUUUUCCAUUUCAAAAGAAUUGAUUGUUCAAGUGCGGUGGUGUGAUUUCCGGCACCGACCCAUCCCUCAGAUUGCCAAUUAAUCUGCUUCACCAUCAUCAUCGACUGAUACAGGAGCAAGUCCAUAACUUUUGAGGUUUUUUUUUGACAUGGACGUGUUUGGCAACGGAAGAGUGCACAAAGGGUUACAUCUCCAAGAGGAUUUUCUAUAAUGGAGCUAAAACCAACUUAUGAUGUUGAAGAUACCUCUUCUACACAGAGAAUUCAGCAUGGCCUGUGGCCACGGGGUGAAAUUGAUCCAAAGAAAUCAAAGUUCCCUUGUUGUUUAGUUUGGACUCCCCUUCCGGUCGUCUCAUGGUUGGCUCCUUUCAUUGGACAUGUUGGCAUAUGCAGGGAGGAUGGAGCUGUUUUAGAUUUCUCUGGAUCCAAUUUUGUGAAUGUUGAUGAUUUUGCAUUUGGCGCCGUAGCCAGAUACGUCCAACUUGACAGAGAGCAGUGUUGCUUUCCUCCGAACCUUGUGGGACACACAUGCAAACACCGUUACAGGCAUGCAGAGUAUGGGACUGCAAUCACAUGGGAUGAUGCGCUCCGUUCCGGUGAGCGCCACUUCCAGCAUAAAUCAUAUAACCUCUUCACCUGUAACUGCCACUCAUUUGCUGCUGGUUGUCUGAACCGAGUCUGUUAUGGUGGAACGUUGGGUUGGAACAUGGUGAAUGUUGCGGUUUUGGUACUAUUCAAGGGACGGUGGGUCAGCCCCUUGUCAAUCUUGAGAUCUUUUUUGCCUUUUACAUUGGUGUUGUGUUUGGGUAUUUUCAUGGUCGGGUGGCCGUUCUUGAUCGGACUUAUGUUUUUCGCUCUCCUCCUGGUUGGAUGGUUUACGUUUGGUACUUAUUGUUUAAAAAAACUGUUAGAAUGCUAGAAGCCUUGGAAAAAAAUGCAGAUGUUCUUUUGUCA